AUGUCGUCCGCUGGUGAAAGCAGUGACACAGAAUCCUCUAGCUACCUCUAUCAAUACGUUCCAUCCCUUGCCGCAGCAGCUGUCGCCAUCGCCAUCUUCGCCAUUCUUACCAUAGCCCAUUUUUAUCGUCUAAUCAAGCAGAGAGCAUGGUUCUGUAUCGCUUUUGCUGUGGGCGGCCUAUUCGAGACAGUCGGCUAUGUAGGUCGCGCGAUAGGGCAUUCGAACAAAGAUGAUAGAGACCCGUUCAUCGUCCAGUCGAUCCUAAUUCUCGUCGCACCGGCGCUUUUCGCAGCCACGAUCUACAUGACCCUCGGACGUUUGAUACGAGCCACUAAUGGUGCAAAGUAUUCCAUCAUCCGAGUGACCUGGAUGACCAAGAUCUUUGUUGUUGGUGACGUUCUAUCAUUCUUCAUCCAAGGUGGAGGCGGCGGUAUUAUGGCUAGUGGAGAUCCUGAAAAGCUUAAGCUGGGUGAGAAGAUUAUACUGGGCGCCUUAUUUCUCCAGAUCAUCAUGUUCGGCCUCUUUGUUCUGGCCUCGAUCAUUUUCCAUUACCGCAUGCGCAAACAACGCACUCCACAAUCCUAUGACCCCGACUUGAAGUGGGAGACGACGCUCUACGUUCUCUACGCCGUCAGUGCCAUCAUCAUGAUUCGAAACAUCUUUCGUGCGGCGGAAUAUGCCGGAGGUCAUAACGGUGCCUUGCUUCGGGUGGAAUGGCCGAUCUAUGUGUUUGACGCAUUGUUGAUGGCGCUUACUAUGGUUAUUUUCUACUGGAGAUAUCCGCCGGCCAAGCAGCUUAAAGUUUGCAAAUCCGAAUUCAGCAUUGAGGUGCCACGAGCGCAGAUGGUUGAUGCGUCUGGAAGGUUCAAGGAGGAAAUAUCGCCAGAGGCAGGGCAUUAA
Molecule: messenger RNA, 900 nt
Organism: Endocarpon pusillum Z07020
Lineage: Eukaryota; Fungi; Ascomycota; Eurotiomycetes; Verrucariales; Verrucariaceae
Exons: 2
Coding region: 1-900 (299 amino acids)
Cellular component (GO): membrane
Source: RefSeq, a predicted model, not a curated record